UGAGCGGAAGCUCCUUCAGCAGCUCUUUAAAUCUGACUCUUGUUCUUUUGCUGGCUGCUGCGGGUCCUCGCGGCUGCGGUCACGAGUGGGUAAUUUCUCACUGAGUGUGCGUGCCUUCUCACGCGCGUGCCCCCCCCCCUCCUCUUCCUCCUCCUCCUCCUCCUCCUCCUGCUCCUCAGCGUGGAGGUGCGGGGCCACUACUGGCUGUGUUGUUGCGGCACUGGAUGGAUCUAACUCGCGUGUUUGCGGGUGAAGCCUCGGGCGGUGCACGCGGAGGGAAAUAAACCGGGAUUUUUUUCUCCACCUUGUUUCUCCUCCUCACCUGCGGGUCGGGCAGCUCCUCCGUGACGACAUGUCAAACUCAAACAAAAGCAAGAAGGACAAAGAAAUCCUUGCUGAGUACGAGAGCCAGGUGAAAGAUGUGCGGGCCCAGUUGGUGGAGCAGCAGCGCUGUCUGGAGCAGCAGACCGAGAUGCGGGUCCAGCUGCUUCAGGACCUGCAGGAUUUCUUCAGGAAGAAGUCGGAGAUCGAAACGGAAUAUUCCAGGAAUCUGGAGAAGCUCGCCGAGAGGUUCAUGGCCAAAACACGCAGCACGAAAGACCAUCAGCAAUACAAAAAGGAUCAGAACCUGCUGUCUCCAGUCAACUGCUGGUACCUGCUGUUAAACCAGGUGAGGAGGGAGAGUAAGGACCACGCCACCCUCAGUGACCUCUACCUGAACAACGUCAUCAGCCGCCUCACGCACAUCAGCGAGGACUCUGCCCGCCUGCUGAAGAGGAGUAAGGAGAUCCUCUUCCAGCUUCAGGAAGACCUGAUGAAACUUCUGAACGAGCUUUACACCGUGAUGAAGACGUAUCACAUGUACCACGUGGAGACGAUCAGCGCGGAGACGAAGCUGCGGGAGGCGGAGCGUCAGGAGGGCCGUGUGAAGGGCGUGUCGGGGACGGGCGGAGGGGUGGAGCCUGUGUUCGGCCUGCGGAUAGAAGAGCGCCACCAGAGACGCAACGCCGCCCGCAAGAUGGAGAAGAUGAGGGAGAAGAGGAAGGCGAAGUACUCUGAGAACAAACUCAAGACUCUUAAAGCCAGGAACGAGUAUCUGUUGACUCUGGAAGCCACCAACGCCUCCGUCUUUAAAUACUACAUCCACGACCUGCCCGAUAUCAUCGACUGCUGUGACCUAGGGUACCACUCCAGUCUGAGCCGGGCUCUGAGGACCUACCUAUCAGCCGAGCUGAGCCUUGAAGCCUCCAGGAGGGCGGGGCUGGAGGUGCUGGAGGGGGCUGUGGAGGGCCUGGACCCCGCCCGAGACAGGCAGCGUCUGCUGGGCCUCUACCCCACCGCCUUCUGCCCCCCGCAGCGCUUCGGCUUCCAGGCACACAUGGGAGACGCAGUGACCCAGAUCGCUUCCCAGCCGCAGGUCCAGGCUGAGCUGACGCUCCGCCUCACGCAGCUGCAGACCCGCCUGGCGUCUCUGAAGAUCGAGAACGAAGAGGUGAAGAAGACCUGGGGGGCGACUCUGACCACCCUGCAGGACAUGACGGUGCUGGAGGACUUUGACGUCUCUCAGAGCUUCACCCACAGCCCGUCCUCCGAGUCGGUCAAGUCUAGCGUGUCGGACGGAUACUUGAACAAACCGAGUCUGGCCAAGAAGCGAGCCAAUCAGCAGGAGACGGAGCUCUUCUACUUCACGAAAUUCCGUGAGUAUCUGGAGGGCAGUAAUCUGAUCUCCAAACUGCAGGCCAAACAUGACAUACUGAAGAAAGCUUUAGCAGAAGGAUACAAAGCUGAGCUGCUGACUACCAGUCGCGGGCGGAAGAACUCCCACAGCAAGCACCAGGAUUCAACCAAAGCCAUACCUUUGCUUGUGGAGAGCUGCAUCCGCUACAUCAACCUACACGGUCUUCAGCAUCAGGGUAUAUUCCGGGUGUCAGGGUCACAGGUGGAGGUCAACGACAUCAAGAACUCCUUCGAGAGAGGUAACGACCCGCUGAUUGACGAGGAAAGCAAUCACGACAUCAACUCGGUGGCUGGAGUGUUGAAGCUUUACUUCAGAGGUUUGGAGAACCCGCUGUUCCCCAAGGAGAGGUUCAAUGACCUCAUUUCCUGCGUCCGGAUCGAGAACAUGUACGAGAGAGCGCAGUGCAUCCGUAAGAUCCUGCUGGGCGUCCCCAGGGCGACGCUGGUGGUGAUGCGUUACCUGUUCGCCUUCCUCAACCACCUCUCCCAGUACAGCGACGAGAACAUGAUGGAUGCUGGGAACCUGGCCAUCGUCUUCGGCCCCACCCUCCUGCCCACACCAGACACGCUGGACCAGGUGGCCUGUCAGGCGCACGUCAACGAGGUCAUCAAGACAGUGAUCCUGAACCACGACAACAUCUUCCCCGACACCAAGGAGCUGCCCGGCCCCGUGUACGAGAAGUGUAUGACUGGAGACCAGUACUGCGAGAGUCCGUUCAGCGAGCCGGGGGCGUUGGAGGAGGCCGAGCCCGACGGCGGCACAGAGACCCAGACCAGCGACGAGGAGGGCGAGGGCGUGGAGGCGGUGGCGAGGUUCGACUACGUGGGCCGGUCGGGCCGCGAGCUCUCCUUCAAGAAGGGAGCGUCCCUGCAGCUCUUCCAGCGAGCGUCACAUGACUGGUGGGAGGGGCGGCACAACGGCAACCACGGCCUGGUGCCUCACCAGUACAUCGUGGUGAAGGACAGGGCCGACGUCAUGUCCGACACGCUCAGUCAGAAGGCGGACAGCGACGGAGGAAGCAGCAGCACCGACGACAAGAGGUCCAGGAGCGAGCUGAGCUCCCCCACCGACAUCAGACCACCGGAGACCUACAACAGUCACAGGAGGAAGAGGACCGACGGUUUAUUCCGCCGCCCCCUCGGCCGCUCCAACGACAACCACUGCCACGGGAACGGAGGUGUGAUGGAGAGAAGCUCCCCGCCGGUGACGGGUCACUUCAGCCCCAGGGAGCUGCUGCUUGGGCGGGGCCAGGGCUUGACCCCACCCCUUGACAGCCCUGAGCGCCGCCGCCGCUCAGCCGCCGCCGUGACCAUGACGGUGAGCCGGCACGACUCGCUGCGGAGGCCGGAGGACACGCCCAUCAGGCGCUCGAGCAGCGGGCAGCACGGCUUCAGUGAGUCCCAUCGGUCCAGAGCUCUGGACCCCGACACACUGGCUCAGUCUCCCAGCCCCCACAGCACCCCCAGCACCCCGGGCACACCGGGGACCCCAGGCACCCCCGGGACUCCCGGCACCCCAAGCCCCCUCAGCCCCCUGAGCCCCAUCAGCCCGCUCCCCGGACCUCCGCCCGGACCUCCCCGACCAUCCAACCCCUCCCCCGACACCCUGGGCUCCUUCAAGCCCGUGGCAGCUGCUCGCAUGGGGGCUCCGCUGCGGCCCCCAGCCCUGAGGCCCAAACCGAUGGUCCCGCCGAAGAGCAGCACCCCGCCUCUGCCCCCACCGCUGGACAAAUCCUGCACCAUGUGAGCCAAAACAGGCCGAAGAAGGCCAAAUCAGGCCUACCCGGGCCAAAACUGGGCCAGAAGAGGAGAUCAGGGUACUGCUUAGUGUUUAUAAUCAACAUGAGGGUAGAAAGGGUAGGACAGAGAAAAGGGUUUUACUGUAGUAAUAAACUAUAAUAUAUGACAUGACCUAUGAUAUGAUAUGCCAUGAUAUUUCUGUGUUGUCAGGUUGGUGUGUACUCUCUCUUGGUGUGUAGGAGUUUCCUUUCUCCAUGUAUCGAAGCAUUUAUCAGAGGUUAGCUAAAAGAAGUGCAGAAGAAGAAGAAGAGACACAGGAACGAAGCGGAGCGUCCUGUCCUGUAUAUGAGUCGGCGGUAGUCGGGGAGACGUGGCGAGUGUAGUGCAGCUCCAGUAAAAAUGUAGUUUCAGUGAAUACGUGAAUGUUGGCUGUGCUGUCAUGACGAUAGGCUAGCUGAGGAGCCCGUCACCAACAAGGCCGCUGUGUUGGUAGAAACUGUCCCGAUGGAUGGGCUGCUGCGUCUGUCAGAAGGAAGAGGACCCGGCAGAGUGACGGCAACGACCACGUCUGUGCGACUUAUAAUUUAUUUUUUUAUUUUUCCACUCGGUUCAGCUGCUAAGCUCACUUUCACCUCAAACCACGAAAAACGCCUCCUGAGGUCGUCAGUGACACCAAACUCACGUUAUCUAACCAACGUCCAGCUAUCUAAUGAAUGUUUCCAGUAUUUAACGACUGUUCAGCCAUCUAUUGAAUGUUCAGCGAGCUGCUGCGGCGACUCACGAAAC
Messenger RNA from Epinephelus moara (kelp grouper), 4263 nucleotides. RefSeq names its product SLIT-ROBO Rho GTPase-activating protein 1-like. The coding region runs from base 353 to 3484 and encodes 1043 amino acids. The record is from RefSeq and is a predicted model, not a curated record. The transcript is spliced from 23 exons. Gene Ontology annotation, molecular function: protein binding. Gene Ontology annotation, cellular component: cytoplasm. Gene Ontology annotation, biological process: signal transduction; negative regulation of cell migration. NCBI's taxonomy places the organism in Eukaryota, Metazoa, Chordata, Actinopteri, Perciformes, Serranidae.